AUACACUUAGGCCACGCUUAAUCGAACCACUCGCGCUGUAUGUGAUAUUACGACGGUCUCUUACUGUAACUGAUGCUGAAGAUGCAACAUGUGCUUUCCGGCUAUUUUACCAAAGCAAUUAAGAUAUAGUUAAUUAUAAGAACUUAUUACGUUUUCUCUGAAACUCGACCCACGUUGCUAUUAUAUAUUUUGUUGAAAUAUGGAGCACAACAAAUCUGCACUAACUAAUGGGUGCUUGCCAAAUGGGCAUAAUAAUAUAGAAAAAUUAGUACCCAGUAAGAAUAUGGUCCCUAGUUUAAAUGGUUGUGAUCCUGGUGCAAUAUUUAUUAUGGAAGAUGAUGAUCACCAGACAGUAUUACUAAAUUCACUUAACAUGAUGCGCAAAAGUCGAACAUUUUGUGAUGUUAUAUUAAAUGUGGGCAAUUGUGAGUUACAUGGUCAUCGUGCUGUGUUGGCCAGUUCGAGUCUAUUUCUGAUGGAGAUGUUUAGUACUGAUGAUGAAGAGAAGAAAGGUUCACAACGAGAAGCAAUAACCACAUACUCAUUGAAUGCUACUGGACCACUCAGUGAUUGUUCUGCUGUUGAGAAGCUCAUCGAAUACACCUACACAUCUCGCCUGGAAGCAAAUAUUCAUCAAGUAAAAUCAAUAUUUCAAGCAGCUUGUUAUUUGAAAAUGGACCGUAUUGCAAAAGAAUUAGCUCGCUUCAUACUGAAACAUUUAAAUGUUGAUAACUGCAUUGAGAUACGUUCUCUUCCUUGUAUAUCAACAAGCAUAUCAUUUAUAAAUCAAGUUAACUCCUUUAUAUCAGCACAUAUGAAAGAAAUUUCUGAAACAUCUGCUUUUCUAUCUUUACCAUGCAUACGAAUUGAAAUUUUAAGCCAAACCAAACAAGAAAUGUCUUUAAGUACAGGGGAUUCAGUAUCUCAAUUGGUGUUAGAUUGGAUUAAGCGAUGUUAUGAUGAAAAUGAACCAACAAUAUUCUUUAACGCACUUAUGGAAAAAACUUACAUGUUAUACUUGGCUUUAGAUAAUAUAUUGCAAGAUUGUUCUGAACUCCCAUCUGGAGAAUUAAGUGAUACAGAAAUAGUUCAGGAUUAUAAAAAAUUAUCGAAAAAAACCACCUCUAUUCCUAAGACUAGACGUAAAGGUCAAAUACAACCACCUGCUAAAUCUAGAGUUUUAAUUUGCAAUCGUGAAAUACAUGAAAGAAGAGAAAGUUUUAUUGAUAGUGAUUGGACUAUACUUGGGGUUACUUGUGUUGGGGAACAUACUUUUUCUGCAUUGGGAUCACUGAAAGGUCAAUUGUGUUCAUUGAGUAUAAAAUUAAAAUUAAAUAUUUCUAUGAUAUCGUCAAAUCCACCAUCCACUCAACCAUCACCAUUAAACAGUCGAGCUGAAUCUCAGGAAUCUUUGCCAGAUCUUUAUUGUGCUCUUGCUCACAUGUCAUCUGGAAAAUGUGCUAUUGGUUGUGCUAAUUUCAAAAACAAUCUAUUAGUAUGUGGAGGAUAUGACCGAACUGAAUGUAUAAAAAGCGUAGAAUCCUAUGAUCCUGAACAAAAUGUUUGGGAAUCUGUUGAACCUAUGUGUGAAGCACGUGGACGAUUUAAUAUAGCAGUCUUGAAUAAUAAAGUAUAUGCAGUUGGAGGUUGUAAUGGAACAACAGAAUUGGCCACAGUUGAAUGUUAUGAUAUGAUUAAAAAAAAAUGGUCACCUGUAACAUCUUUACCACUUGCUCGGUCAAACCCUGGUGUUUGUGAACUCAAUGGUAAAAUAUAUUGCAUUGGGGGUUGGAAUGGUCAAGUUGGAAUUAAACAAAGUGAUGUGUAUGAUCCAAAUACAAAUCAAUGGUCUAGUAUUGCUCCAUUGUUAACAGGAAGAAAUCAGGCUGGCGUGUGUGCAAUGAAUGGUAAAAUCUAUGUUGUGGGUGGCUGUGAUACUUGGAACUGUUUAAAUACUGUUGAGUGUUAUGAUCCUGAAACAAAUACAUGGUCAUUCAUUAAACCUAUAAUUACUCCUCGGCGUGGUUGUGGACUUGCACAUAUAAAAGGAAAAUUGUAUGUAGUGGGUGGUUCAGAUGGCACGCAAUCUUUAGCUACCACAGAAAUGUUUGACCCUAAUGAACGAACAUGGAGUCCAGGGCCAAAUAUGACUACACCUCGAUCAAAUGUUGGAGUGGCUGUUGUUGGAAGUAGAUUAUAUGCUGUAGGAGGAUUUUCUGGUAAAAAAUUCUUGAACAGUAUUGAAUUUUUAGAUGAAUCUAUGGAUGAAUGGUCUAAAUUUAGUCCAAGAAAUAAUUGUUCAAAAUCAGCAUCUCCACUUCCAACCAGUGAUACAUUUUAUAAUUACAGUGAUUGUGAUUUAUUAGAUGGUUAUUCUACAAAUGGUGUAAUUUAGUACAGAAAUUUUAUUUCAUAAUUUUUUUUUUUAUAUAUUUAUUAAUUAUUUUCAGUGUUCUAAAAUAUUCAC
This is a messenger RNA of Sipha flava (yellow sugarcane aphid), 2467 nucleotides long. RefSeq names its product influenza virus NS1A-binding protein-like. Bases 200 to 2395 code for a protein of 731 amino acids. NCBI's taxonomy places the organism in Eukaryota, Metazoa, Arthropoda, Insecta, Hemiptera, Aphididae. The transcript is spliced from 13 exons. The record is from RefSeq and is a predicted model, not a curated record. Gene Ontology annotation, molecular function: protein binding.